Molecule: messenger RNA, 2355 nt
Organism: Erinaceus europaeus (western European hedgehog)
Lineage: Eukaryota; Metazoa; Chordata; Mammalia; Eulipotyphla; Erinaceidae
Gene: PSTK
Product: phosphoseryl-tRNA kinase
Exons: 6
Coding region: 409-1755 (448 amino acids)
Molecular function (GO): kinase activity; tRNA binding
Source: RefSeq, a predicted model, not a curated record
GUGGGAUGCAGAAGGUGGGAGGUCUGGCUUCUGUAAUUGCCUCCCCGCUGAACAUGGGCGUUGACUGGUCGGUCCAUACUCCCAGUCUGCCUCUCUCUUUCCCUAGUAGGGUGGGUCUCUGGGGAAGCGGAGCUCCAGGACACAUUGGUGGGGUCUUCAGUCCAGGGAAGCCUGGCCGGCAUCCUGAUGGCAUCUGGAACCUGGUGACUGAAAAGGUUUUUUUUCCCCUUUUUUUUUUAAAAAAUUUCUUUAUUGGGGUAUUAAAUGUUUUACAUUCGACAGUAAAUACAACAGUUCGCACAUGCACAACAUGCCCCAGUUUUCCACAUGGCAAUACAACCCCCACUAGGUCCUCUGCCAUCCUUUUUGACACACGUCCUGUUCUGAUCAUCUCUUGUUUCUCGGAAGAUGGGACAAAUCUGCUUCCUCCAGCGCCCACCACCGGAGCUCUUCCGAGCGCAGGUAUUUACCAGAUCCUCCCAUCACUCUCCGAAAGGGCAGCGGGGCUGCGGACACGCUGUCAGCCCCCGCCCCGCCUUGCCCGCCCGCACGGCCGCGGGGUCCCCGGCCCCAAACUCGCCGCAGCGACUCGCACAGCGCGCGUGGCCCCGCCCCCUGCCCCCCCCCCCCCGCGGAGGGGACUGCGCGUGCGCGGCGGCGCUUCCGGUCUCCCCGGGCACCAUGAAGAGCGACGAGGACGGCGGCGAGGCGCGCGGCGCGGGGGCGCGGGGUCUCUGCGUCCUCUGCGGCCUGCCCGCCGCGGGCAAGUCCACCCUGGCGCGGGCCCUGGGCCAGCGGUUGCGGCGGGAGCGCGGCUGGGCCGUCGGCGUCGUCGCGUACGAUGACGUCUUGCCAGACGCCUUCCCGGGGGACGCGGACGGCCGCCCAUUGCCAUCUCCAUGGAAACUGCUUCGACAGGAGCUGUUGAGCUAUGUAGAACUCUUCCUGCAAGCAGCUGUUAGUGGCUGUCAGAUGUCUGUCCCACCUGAGAGGACUGAAGCUAUGUGGGGAGAUUUUAUAACCUGCUUACGGGAUCAAGAUCUGAUAUCUUCUGCAGAGCUGGAGACCCAGACUGGCUACCUCUUAACAAAGGCUGCUGCUUCUCGACCUUUGUUUUUGCUUUUAGAUGACAACUUUUAUUACCAAAGCAUGCGAUAUGAAGUCUACCAACUCGCUCGGAAAUAUUCAUUAGGCUUUUGCCAGCUCUUUUUAGAUUGUCCUCUGGAGACCUGCUUAGAGAGGAAUGAGCAGAGAGCCCAGACACUGCCUCCAGAAACCAUCCAGCUGAUGGGCAGAAAGAUAGAAAGACCCAAUCCUGAGAGGAAUGCUUGGGAACGCAACAGCCUCGCCGUGAUGAGUACUGCACCUUCUGCGGCCAGCCAGCAGCUGAUUGAUUUAUUCCUAACGGCUUUGGAAAAUCCUGUCAAAUGUGUUGAGGACGAUGUGGAACAAAAGGAAAUGGACAGAAUUAUUUGUUCAACUAACAUUCUGCAUCAGGCUGAUCAAACACUCCGGAGAAUCGUCUCUGCAACAAUGAAGGAAGCAAAAGAUAAACAGCUGCUUCCUUACAACUUGAAGCUUCUGGCAGAAGAACUUAACAAGCUCAAAACAGAGUUUUUGGAAGACUUAAGACAAGGAAACCAAAAAUACCUGUCCUUUCAACGGACCAUUCACAUGUCAGAUAUUAUUUCUGUUUUUCAGUUUGAGAAAAGUAACGUUGCCCAGAGGUAUUUUUCAAAGAAGCAUUCAAUUUAAUUUAUAGUCACAUGUCUUGAAUAUGUAGAAAAUUUUACAAACCCGGGGCCAGGAAGGAGGUGGGGCACUUGGUGAAGUGCAUGGCACCAAGUGUGAGGACCUGCAGAAGGGUGAUUUCAUGAUCAGUGAAGCAGUGCUGCAUGCGGGCAUCUCCUUUCCUAAUUCUGUCUCUACCAAAAAAAAAAAAUUGUUUUGCAACCUCAUUAAAGCUCGCUUUCAAGAAUGACAGUAGAAAUAAAUCAUCUAGGACUGUGGGUCUAAUGUGUGUUUGAGCAUGAAUGGUUGACCCCCCCAGAAGCUUGUCUAUCAGACUCUGCUUGGCACACCAGCCUUGUGGUCGAGCAAGAUGUGGCCAGAGUACACGGCCACAUCCUGUCAGCCUCUCCUCCUCAUCCCACGCCUCCUCCCUCUGGUGGGCUUCGCCUUCCUUAAAUUUCUAUUUCCCCGUUCCUGCAUCACCAUCCACACCUUCUCAUUGCCUUGCUCUCUUUUCCCUUAUAAAGAGACGUUGGUCUCACUGGCCAGCGUGGCUACUUCCCCUGCACAGCUACCCCUUUCUAAACUAGUAACUGCGACAAUAAAAGGUCCCGUCCUCUGCCA